Messenger RNA from Paramecium sonneborni, 666 nucleotides. The record is from the annotation of a GenBank genome assembly. Lineage: Eukaryota; Ciliophora; Oligohymenophorea; Peniculida; Parameciidae.
AUGAAAAGAAGUUUAUUAAGUUUAAAAUAAAAAUAAGCAUAAAAGAAAGAAAAAUCUUCUUCUUAAAAUUAAACAAUGGAUAAUUAAAAUGAUGAAUAUCCAGAAGAUUUUGAAUACUAUGAUGAUUUUGAAGAUUAUGAUUCAGAUAAUGACUUUUAAAAUGAAACUGUUAUUAAUGAAGAAAUUUUAGGUGAUGAAAUGGAUGGUACAAGAUUAACUUAAAGAUAAUCUGAUUAAGAUUUAUAGAGUGUUGUAGAAGUAUAUAAAAAUGAAUUAGCAAAAGCAAAAAGUGGUAAUGAAACUUUAGCAGGUAAAUCAUCAAUUUCUUCAAUACUUUAGAAAUCUAAGAAGAACCUGAAUCAUCUUCAUAUUCUUCCAGCUUUUAUAAGACUGAUGAAAAAUUUAAGCCAAAAAUAUCCAUGAUAGAAAACCUAAAAAAGAGUAUCUUAUAAUAAAUCCCUUAAGAUUUAUUUAAUAUCGCUUACAAUAAAAUAUUAAGUGCAAUUGAGAAAAAAUAAAGUUCUUAAGAAGUAAAAAUAUGUUUCAAUUAUUCUGUAGAUGUAUAAAGAUUUAAAAUAAAUUUUGGGUAAAAAAUACUCAGGAGCUGGAUUUUAAAUAGAAUAAUUGAUAUAUCAGGAGUAAUUAUAUAAACACUUUCAAAACUGA